Linum trigynum is the source of this 1781-nucleotide messenger RNA. Lineage: Eukaryota; Viridiplantae; Streptophyta; Magnoliopsida; Malpighiales; Linaceae. The record is from the annotation of a GenBank genome assembly.
ACUACACAACUCACAAGAGCAAGAACCAAAAUGGAAGGAAUUAUGGCUAUCUACUUCCUACCAGCAACAAUCGUCCUCUUAACACUCAUCACCUCAGUAUUCCUACUGAUCUCCUCGACAUCAAAACGACGCCGCUCAAAAUCCCCGCCGAGCCCUCCGUCGCUUCCGUUCAUCGGCCAUCUCCAUCUCCUCAAGGAACCAAUCCACAGAACAUUGCAAACCCUUUCCAACAAGUACGGCCCCAUCUUCUCCCUCACUCUCGGCGUCCGACGCGCCAUCGUCGUCUCAUCCCCAGCUCUAGCCGAGGAAUGCCUGAACAAAAACGGCGCCGUCUUCGCCGACCGGCCGCACGGUUUACUGGGCUGGAAAAUCAUAGGCUACAACUGCACCGCCUUGGGACACACGCCGUACGGCGCGCACUGGCGCAACCUCCGCCGCCUCUCCACCGUCGAGCUCCUCUCCACCGCCCGCCUCAACUCCUUCCUCCACGUCCGCCAAGACGAGGUCAAGCGCCUGGUCAACGGUCUGGUCGGCGAGGGUUCGGGUUUUAGCGAGGUAGACAUGCGGUCGAGGCUGAUGGGGUUGUCGAUGAACAUCGUGAUGAGGAUGGUCGCCGGAAAGCGGUAUUUCGGCGAAGCCGGUCACGAUGAGGAAGGGGAGAGAUUCAAGAAGUUGAUAAGGGAGGCGUUUGAUCUGAGCGGGACGACGAAUCCGGUGGAUUUCUUGCCGGUGCUAAGGUUGGUGGAUUUCAGUGGGCUUGAGGGAAGGAUGUGGGCCGCUCACAAAGGGACCGAUGAGUUCUUCCAACGUUUGAUUGAGGAGAACCGGAGUAGUUAUGGAGAGAGGGAAGGUAGCAAUGAGAAGACGAUGAUCGAUACUAUGUUGAAUUUGCAGGAAGCCGAACCUCAAGUCUACACCGAUGAGAUCAUCAAAGGCCAGAUUAUGACGAUGAUAUUAGCCGGUACAGAUACCUCAGCAGGCACAAUAGAGUGGGCGAUAUCACUCCUACUAAAUCAUCCCGAGAUCCUUAACAAGGCAAGAGCUGAACUAGACAUUGUAAUUGGCCACAAUCAGCUAGUACAAGAAUCCGACUACACUAAACUUUCGUACCUCCAGGGUAUCAUUAACGAGACAUUACGACUCUAUCCACCAGGGCCACUUUUAAUGCCACAUCAGUCUUUGGAGGAUUGUAUUAUUGGAGGUUAUCCUAUCCCGAAACAGACCAUGUUAUUUGUUAAUGCAUGGGCCAUUCAUAGAGACCCCUUAAUUUGGGAAGACCCUGCAAGAUUUUGGCCUGAGAGACAUAUUAUAGGAGUGGAAUCGGAUGGUUACAAAUUUUUGCCAUUUGGUGUGGGAAGAAGGUCAUGCCCUGGGUCCGGGCUGGCGAACCGUGUGGUGAGUUCAGCUUUGGGAGCUUUGAUACAAUGCUUUGAGUGGAAAAGGAAUGGUGAAGGGCUAUUAGAUAUGAAGGAAGGACUUGGGAUAGUUAUGCCUAAAGCUGAGCCACUUAAAGCUCUGUGUAAACCACGGGAGUGCAUGACAAAUAUUUUUAUGGCUGGCGAUUAGACGAUAUUUCAUUGUUGCUCUUGCUGUUGUUUUCCCCUUUCGGUUAGCUUUCGUUUGGUUUCUCAUUUGUACGAUAUAUAUAAGGAUUGGAGUUGGACCAAUUAGUUUAGUUUUGGAAUUUAAUUUAUCACUAAUAAAUUAUUGAAGUAUAAUUAAUGUAGUUGUUGAGGUGGUAGUGAAAUAAUUUAUCAUAUUAAUGAAACAAAUCUUUAAAA